This is a messenger RNA of Batrachochytrium dendrobatidis JAM81, 574 nucleotides long. RefSeq names its product transcription elongation factor SPT4. The record is from RefSeq and is a predicted model, not a curated record. Gene Ontology annotation, cellular component: DSIF complex; nucleus. Gene Ontology annotation, biological process: transcription elongation-coupled chromatin remodeling; regulation of transcription elongation by RNA polymerase II. Lineage: Eukaryota; Fungi; Chytridiomycota; Chytridiomycetes; Rhizophydiales. Gene Ontology annotation, molecular function: zinc ion binding; RNA polymerase II complex binding. The coding region runs from base 60 to 410 and encodes 116 amino acids. The transcript has a single exon.
GUGCUGCCAACCCAUUCAUUGGUACUCAAAGUUCCAUCGCCUAGACGACUGUUUAUAUUAUGGCAGAGACUCUACAGUCAGAGAAACGCAAGUUGCGGGCAUGUCUUCUUUGCUCUCUUCUCAAAACACAACAGAGGUUCAAGAUGGAAGGAUGUGACAAUUGUGAAGAAGUCCUUUUGUUCAAGAACAACACAGAGCGAAUGCUGGAGUGCACAUCUGCCAACUACGACGGAGUUAUUGCGCAAAUGAAGCCAGAGGUGUCGUGGGUUGCUCGCUGGCAGCGAGUAGAUAAGUUUAGCAAAGGACUUUAUGCCAUUCGAGUAGGCGGGCAGUUACCGUAUGAGGUCGAAGAAGAACUUAUUGACAAGGGAAUCAAGUAUAGGCCUCGUGAUGGCUCUGUCAAAGAUUAAUACCAGAUGGCAUGCAUAUGGUGUGUAAGAUGGCCAGAACUGCAGAUAAAUGGCAUCAAUUCUGUAUAAUAUUGACCGAGCUGCUGCCAAGUAUAGUUGAUCUGCAAGAUUUUGAAUCCAUUUUAAUAUCGAUCGAGAAUGUCGGCCAUUUGAUACUAGAUAUA